UUCCACACCUUGCUGCAGACCGCCAGGUUGUUUUUAUAAUAAGCGCCUAAUUUAUAAUAAAUUGGCUAGCUAAGGCAGUUAGUUCACGAUUAGCACCACAGCAUAGGGUAGAAUAUUACUCGGUCACCACCCGUUCAGUGAGUGGUACGCUCUGUUCGGUCGACGGCGGUAGCGGAAAUUGGAUCAUAACCACGUAGGUAGUUAACAGAAUUAUCUGUAGUUUACUAUUUGAUAGUAGUACUUUUAUUUCUAACACAUUUUUUUCCGAUUGCGAGGAAGUACGUGAACUUCCACGAGAUUGUGAAUAGAACUGUUUACCGUGUUAGAAAAACUACAUUGACUACGAGCACUGGUCAGUUGGCCACUGUAUGUUCAUUUAAUAUUUUUUUGGCAUGUUCUUAUUUGGUAUCUACUUCGGAGUUCAGAUCGGAAACUAUAUGCAAUAACAGGAAUCGAAUGGACAUAUACAGAGGUAAUCUAAAUCGGAGCUACUAACAAGUACAGGUUUUACCUUUGUACGCCAUUUUGAGUCCGUGUCUUGAAAGACCAAACUAGACUGAAACAUAAGCUCUGCGAACACGCAAAAACAUUACCUUGUUAAACAUGAAACUAAAGGAACUGGAAAGCUGCCUUCAACAAGUGGACGCUUUUGAGGAACCAAAGCUUUUCCUCGAACAGUAUCCAACCAGCCCUCAUAUUGCAGCAUGUAUGAUUUAUACGAUUCACAAUACAUUUGAUGACAUUGAGAAUAAAUUGGUGGCAGACCUGGGCUGUGGAUGUGGGGUUCUGAGCAUUGGGGCUGCAAUGCUAGAUGCUGGAUUAUGUGUUGGGUUUGACAUUGAUGACGAUGCAUUGGCUACAUUCAAAAUGAACACAGAAGAAUUAGAACUUACAAACACUGACAUCAUACAAUGUGAUGUGUGUAACUUGGAGCCAGCUGCAUUGACAAAGAGAUUUGACACGGUCAUAAUGAAUCCUCCCUUUGGAACGAAACACAACAAAGGUAUGGAUAUGCUGUUCCUUAAGACUGCACUAAAUAUGGCAAGGACAUCAGUUUACUCUCUUCACAAAACAGCAACACGAGAGCACAUACAGAAGAAGGCCAGUGACUGGAAAGUGAAAAUGGAAGUAGUAGCAGCAGAGCUGAGAUAUGACUUGCCAGCAUCAUACAAGUUCCAUAAGAAGAAAUCAGUUGACAUUGAAGUGGACUUCAUGCGAUUCUCCAUUUCAUGAAGCCACAGCAGGAAUGCAUUCAAGCUGAUUUUGUAAUGUACCCACUGCAAAUAAAAGUUAAAAAACAUUGA
Molecule: messenger RNA, 1304 nt
Organism: Anguilla rostrata (American eel)
Lineage: Eukaryota; Metazoa; Chordata; Actinopteri; Anguilliformes; Anguillidae
Gene: mettl5
Product: methyltransferase 5, N6-adenosine
Exons: 7
Coding region: 604-1233 (209 amino acids)
Biological process (GO): rRNA methylation
Molecular function (GO): rRNA (adenine-N6-)-methyltransferase activity; nucleic acid binding
Source: RefSeq, a predicted model, not a curated record